Messenger RNA from Echinococcus granulosus, 534 nucleotides. RefSeq lists its product as hypothetical. The transcript has a single exon. NCBI's taxonomy places the organism in Eukaryota, Metazoa, Platyhelminthes, Cestoda, Cyclophyllidea, Taeniidae. The record is from RefSeq and is a predicted model, not a curated record. The coding region runs from base 1 to 534 and encodes 177 amino acids.
AUGAACACAAGUGGCAGCAAACCGAAUAUAUGGCGAGUCCCCACCACGAUCGACAGUUCGCCUCUGUCCAAGGGUCAGUCCUCUACCUCGCCUCUGGGUUUUGCUAAGCCCCUUCCGACAUGGAGUAGUGCGCCCCCCGAUUUGGGUCUCUCCUCCGACGGUCUUGCCUCGAAGCCCCAGGAGCUCACUCGUUUCCCUUUUCACCUAGCCGAUCCCUACAACUUAGGAAUGAUGUCCACGACAAAUGCUGUGGCGCGAUUUCUACUGGCACAGGUGGGAGCGGCCGCGCUGUCCUCAUUUGGUCCGACCACCGCCACAUUCGUCGACACUGCUACCACCUUCACCGCUACCACUGCUCCUGCCAUUGAGCAACGCUGUGAUAGAAAUCUAUUCAGCAUUGCUAACCACAUCGGUGAUGUGAAAGAGAGAGAAGGCGAGGGCAAUGCCCACAACGGAAACAACAGUGCAUCCCGUGAGUAUCCUAUUAAAACAGAUAUCUUGACCCAGAGAUUAAACAAAAUGGUGCUGUUCUAG